ACAGCAUCUUUUGUUUCUUGUUUUUUGGACUUGUGACAGCCUUUUAUUAUCGUGAGCGUUUUGGGCUCCUCGCCUUUUUGAGUGGGUUGGCAGUUUGUCUCGGAGCGCUAAAAUGGGGGAUCUGGGGUGUCGCAUGAUAGCUAAGUCACUGAUUCCAGUCAAUGACGACUUCUAAUAAGGUUUUCCUUCCUCACCGAAAUGCCCUGUUGAAUUGGAGCAGAUGUCCGUAGAAUUGAUUGUGGUUGGCUUCCAAGCAUUUAGCCACCACUCCUCAAGAGGAACUCUAGUUCGCAAGGGGCAGCAUACUAUGCCACAGCCAUUAGCCACAGUUGUCCGAGAACCCACAGGGACAUUGCAAUGUAAUGGCAGUCCAGCAACAUUUGUGAUGCCUAAGACCACCAUGGCUUUACCAGUGGAAAAACACAAACCUAGAAGUCCAAAUUAUAGGAAGAAAAACAAGUACAGGUUAAAAAGUCACAGUCCUUCAUACUGCGACGAAUCUCUGUUUGGCCCACUUCUGGAACCUCCAUCUUGGGAAGCACCCUGGUCAAAGAAGGAAGAUACUUUUAAGGUGCGACCACUGCUUUGGUAUCCUCCCAUGCUGGCAUCUUGUUCUGAAGAGCCAUCUCCUACGGCACACACAAGAGGAACCAAUAAGAGAAAUGGCCACUUCUCACAACGGUUGGAGAGUGCUGAGGAUAACCGACCUUCAACAGCAGGCUUAAAUGGGUACACGGAGAGAAAAUGGCGAGCAGCAUCAGCAGCUGGUGGCUUAGAAAGCACACGUUCUAAUGUCCUGCCUGGAAGUGCAAGCCUGAGUGAGGACAACAGGAGGCCCAGGACUGUUAGCUCUGUGAAUGUUAAACCUCAUUGGAGGUAUUGAACUCCCAACAACUGCAUUGUGUUCAAGUAUACAGAAAAGAAAGACAACCCUUGUAAAUGGCGAGCAAUCAAACUUUAAAUUCACCCAAGAGUUUUUGUCUCUGUUCACCAUCGUUUAAGGUUUGGAUGUACAGGGAAUUGCUGUUUUUUGUGCCUUUCAUUUCUUCCUCUUAAUGGUUGUCACUUGUUUGUAGUGUUGUGGAUGUUUCAAAGUCUCCUUUUAUUCUGUGCUAUCAAAUCAAUGAAAUUCUUACCAAAGAUCCCAAUGUUUUAUAUUUUGGCCACACAACCGUAAUGUAUAAAUGAGUGAGCGUCAAAAAUUAGGUGGCGCUGGACAUGCACAGUCUAAUUCUACACUGUAGCUGCUGUUGUUGGAUCACAAUCAAAACUCUGAGUCAAACUCCGAAAGAUCAGUUAUCCAGUCCAUUACAAGCUGAAUUACCAUGCUGCUCUUUGUCUAGUGUAUCAUUCUGGUUUAAUUUAAAAAUAAAUACAGAUUUGUA
Messenger RNA from Polypterus senegalus (gray bichir), 1385 nucleotides. RefSeq names its product RBPJ-interacting and tubulin-associated protein 1-like. Gene Ontology annotation, molecular function: tubulin binding. The coding region runs from base 221 to 883 and encodes 220 amino acids. The transcript is spliced from 3 exons. The record is from RefSeq and is a predicted model, not a curated record. NCBI's taxonomy places the organism in Eukaryota, Metazoa, Chordata, Cladistia, Polypteriformes, Polypteridae. Gene Ontology annotation, biological process: Notch signaling pathway; nuclear export; negative regulation of Notch signaling pathway. Gene Ontology annotation, cellular component: nucleus; cytoplasm.